AUGGCAAGUCCGAAUACAGAUACCUACCUGGAGAAAGAUCCAUCAGCUGUGGACGAAUAUGUCCACAGUCAUGUCGAGGCCACCGGGGGCAGCAUCGAGACAAUUGACGUCCGCUCCGAACGAAAGCUGCUGCUGAAACUCGACAUGUACUUUGUCCCCAUCAUCAUGCUGGUCUACCUCACCUGCUUCCUCGACCGGAGCAACAUCGGCAACGUCAAAGUAGCCGGCAUGCCGGAAGACAUUGGCGCCUCGCCCAAGGAGUUCUCAACGGCCAUCUCGAUCUUCUACGCCACCUACGUCGCGUUCGAGCCGCCGUGGACCAUCAUGAUGAAGUGGAUGACGCCGCGCAUCCUCCUCACCAGCCUGUGCGUGAUCUGGUCGCUGUGCACCAUCUUCACGGGCUUCGUCCACAACGUGGCGGGCCUGUACGCGGUGCGGCUCAUCCUUGGUGCCUGCGAGGCGGGCUUGUUCCCGGCGCUGAACCUGUACCUGACAAUGGUGUACAAGCGCCAGGAGCAGGCGAUUCGCGUGUCAUACCUGUUUGUGUGCACUGCCAUUGCGGGUGCGUUUGGUGGCCUCUUGGCAUACUGCCUGUUGAAGAUGGACGGCAUCGCGGGUUUGGCGGGCUGGCGAUGGGUGUACAUCAUCGAGGGGAUUUUCUCGAUUCUUAUCGCCCCGCUCAUCUGGUUCGGCCUGCCAAACGACCCGUCAAAUGCGUAUUUCCUCACCACCGAGGAGAAGCACAUCAUGAAGGUUCGUGCGAUUCAGCGAGCCCAGUACAUGGGAAGCGAAGAGUUUAGCUGGGAAGAGAUCCGCAUCGGACUGAAAGAUCCGAAAUUAUACCUGAGUGGAGCAAUCCAGUUCUGCCAAGAUAUUCUCCUGUACGGCUUCAGCACCUUUCUUCCAUCAAUCAUUGUCAGUAUGGGCUACACGGUGAUACAAGCCCAGUACCUGAGCAUUCCGGUGUACAUCUUUGGCGGUCUCGCAUUUCUCGGCGCGGCCUUUCUGUCGGACCGUUACUGCAUCCGCGGUCCGCUUCUCUGGCUCGCCAACCUACCCGGUAUCGUGGGGUACGUGCUCAUCAUUUGCUCCGCCAGCAACGGCGUCAAGUUUCUUGGGACGUUCCUGUGCGCCAUUGCUGUGUACAACGGACCGGGCUUGAACCUAACGUGGUUGAACGUGAACGUGGCGCCUCACUACCGUCGCGCGACGGCAAUCGGAAUGCAGCUUAGCAUUGGUAAUUCCGCGGGCGUGGUGGCGGGCCAGAUCUAUCGCACCGCGCCGUACAGACUGGGCAACAUUUUCUCCGUGGCGGCGCUGGGGCUCGCGCAGAUGCUCAUCAUUGUAAAAUGGCUGUACCUACGACAGCAGAAUCGACAGAAGGACAAGUACCUGGCAGGGUCGGAGGAUAAACGUCGGGUGAGAACGGGAGACCGGGCGCCUGAUUUCAAGUAUCAUCUCUAG
Molecule: messenger RNA, 1464 nt
Organism: Cordyceps fumosorosea ARSEF 2679
Lineage: Eukaryota; Fungi; Ascomycota; Sordariomycetes; Hypocreales; Cordycipitaceae
Product: MFS transporter
Exons: 2
Coding region: 1-1464 (487 amino acids)
Biological process (GO): transmembrane transport
Cellular component (GO): membrane
Molecular function (GO): transmembrane transporter activity
Source: RefSeq, a predicted model, not a curated record